GGCAGGCGGAGUGCAGCGGGGCGGUGCAACGCGCGCCGCCGACCCGGCCGACGGGCAGACAGUAGGACGGCGACGCCACUGUGAGUCGGUGACCACGGCGCGAAGAGCGCGCUCGCCGCACCGUGACAUGUAGCGCGGCCGACGCGCCGCAGCCUCGCGACCACACGCCGGUGGCGGCGCGCCGAUGCGCCUGCCGUCCGGCCCGACGCCCGCGCCGCUGAACCCGACGCUAUACCGAGCCUCGCGACCGGUGCCGCUCGCGCUAGCACUCCACGAGCGAGCCCCUCUGCCCGUCUGUAGCGACGACCGUCGUCGGAUGGAACCCGGAGUGCGCCGAUUCGCAUCAAGGUUAGACGAAUAUUUGAAUGUGAGUGUUUGUGCACCGCCCGCCGCCGAUCCCGAGCGCCUUAGCGCAACCUCGCACUUCAGCCGUACGCGCACUCCGCACACCGUCACUUUAUAGCGGCGGGAGCUAGCUCAGACAUGGGAAGUGAGCACUAUUGCCUGAGGUGGAACAAUCAUCAGAGCAACCUGCUCGGCGUUUUCAGCCAACUGCUACACGACGAGAGCUUGGUGGACGUCACGCUCGCCUGUUCCGAAGGUGCCUCCAUCCGGGCUCAUAAGGUAGUACUAUCUGCGUGCUCAUCCUACUUCCGUUCGCUAUUCGUGGACCAUCCCUCACGACACCCCAUCGUGAUCCUGAAGGACGUGGGUUUGGAGGAGCUGAGAACUCUGGUCGACUUCAUGUACAAGGGCGAGGUCAACGUCCAAUAUUGCCAACUGCCUGCUCUCCUUAAAACUGCUGAGAGCCUUCAGGUCAAAGGAUUAGCUGAAAUGACGACACUAAGUGCUGCCGGCAUUGAUGCAAGAACCGUCCCAGAACCCAUGGACGAAUGUCAACAACAAGAUGCGAGGGAAUGCACAGAAACGCACGAAAGGUUAGACGAGCGGGAUAUUCGGGAUAAGGAAGAACGAAGAGAAGUAAAGGACAGCAGAGAAAUUCGGGAACGAGAGUGUAAGGAUACCAGGGACAGCCAUAGAGAAGCUCGUGAAACGAGAGAUUUGAGAGAGCAUAGAGAAUGGGAUAGAGAACGUGAGAGAGAAGCGCGUGAUUUAAUUAGAGAAACAAGAGACAGUCGUGACUCACGUGAUCACCGAGAGUCGAGGGACCAUAGAGAUUCGCGAGAAGUAAAAGAUAGAGAACCUCGUGAUUUGCGAGAAAUAAGGGAUCCGCGAGACCAUCGUGAGUCACGUGAUCCCAGAGAUGCGCCUGAAGCCUCCCCUCCCCGAAUAUCCCCCUUAUUAACCGUGCGACGAUUUAGGCCUGAAACGUCAAUUGAAGCACCAACGCUGACGCAUCCUCCUAUACCAAAAGAUGAACCGCCUGACGAGCCGAUGCGUCCAUCAUCGCCGGAAGAAGAUUCAGUAUCAAUUAGGUCAAAUGGUGCUAGCGAAAGCGUGGGUAUCAAUAUGACUAUAAACAGCCAUGGUGUCCUUGGACCAAGAUAUUCACCCGUGGAACAACGGUUGAGUGUACUGAACACACUACCCCACCCCGGCCUGCCACAUCCGUCACAUAGUUCACUAUCAAGUCCUAGAAAUGAACCAAUAGCUGGCCCCUCUGGGCUGCCACCUGUCCAACAAGUACCUUUGUCCCUAAAGAAGGAAGCAGACUGGGAUAGAAGUAAUGAUGAGAAAGUUGGGGAGCCAUCAACAGAAUACAGACUCCAACAUGAAUCGAUGUGCUUGGACAUGGCAUGCGGUUCACCGAGUAUAGCCAGUCCCAUACCGGCCGGCAGCCCAACAGCUCUGCCGUUGUGGUCGCCUCUGCUCGCCUUGCAAGCAUGUCGCCUGCGCAGGUAUCUCAGCGACGACUGUAUGGCGUACCAGAGUCGUCACUUGCUCCAUUCUGAACGACGACGCUGCGGAGUUUGUCUCGCCUCCUUCCCCUCCGCUUGGCUCUUGGAGCGCCACGCCGCGCUGCAACACGCGUCGCAGUCGUCCACCGAUGACAAACCGUUUGUCUGCGAACAGUGCGGACAAAGCUAUCGAUACAGGUCCGCCUACGUCAAACAUAGAGAACAAAAUCACCGAGCGAGAUUACCGGCAGACAAACUUUUCACGUGUGAUGUAUGUGGCAUGCAAUUCCGAUACCUGAAGUCGUUUAAAAAGCAUCGACUUAACCAUACACUCGAGAGACUUCACACAAAAAACACCGACCAAGAAGUCGAUCAAGUCACUAGCACUAACGAAGUUUUAAUCGGCCAGUGCGGCGAAAUGGACUUGUCGAUGAAAAAGAGGAAUAGAAACGAUAUCAGAUCUCCGCCCAUCGAAGUCAUCGGCGACAUCGAACAAGACAGCACCGUGGAUUCCAACGGGCCCACAGACUCCAUCGUAACCGUCGACGACUCCACCGACUGCAGAAACUCUAGCGCCGAAAGCGAAACGAAGAGAGACGAGAGCGCAAACGAAAGGAGACGCAACCCUGUAUCUUUCGCCAGCGUCAGUUCGAUUGCAGAUAGUUCGGAGAACGAGUCGCGCGGCGACAGCGGUAAGCUCGAGGGUUCCAGUUCACAUUCCGGAAUAUUGGGGUUCUUGCAGAACGACGACAGGCAGAGGGACAGGGAGAGGAGAUUCGCGUGUCCGUUCUGCGGCAAGUGCGUGCGCUCCAAGGAGAACCUGAAGCUGCACGUGCGAAAGCACACGGGCGAGCGGCCCUUCGUGUGCCUGUUCUGCGGGCGCGCGUUCGGCGGCAAGAGCGACCUGACGCGCCACCUGCGCAUCCACACGGGCGAGCGGCCCUACCACUGCGAGGCGUGCGGCAAGUGCUUCGCGCGCGCCGACUACCUGUCCAAGCACCUCACCACGCACGUGCACAACGCCCGCUGAUCCCGUGCGCCGUCCGCUCCGCGACCUUCGCAUACCUCUAUAGUUAAUGACCGAGUCAUUUUAUAACAGCAAAUCGGAAUAUUUUUUAAAAAUGUUUUGAAUCUUUACACUUUAUUGUGGAUAUAAUUAAGCAGGUCUAAAUAGAAUUUUACCGUGUUAUUUUUUUUCGGAUUGGUAACUAUAGUUUAAUAAAUAAUUUUCUAUAUUUAUUCUAUAAACGAAUGAAGAAUUGCAAAGAAAUAGAAAGGGCUAACUUUAUCAUACGUCACACUACAUCUCGCUCGAGUAGGAGGAAGGAUAAUUUAUUUAUAAUGAGCGCUUUUUAAAUUACUAAUUUUAACAAAAUUUGAACUGAAGAAAAGAGUCUGAGUAGGGUACUAUUGGUUAAUUUAAUGGUUUGCUUUUGGUGUUAUCAGUUAAUCGAUACAAAACUUUUUUCGAUUUAUUUUAUCUUCAAAGUACUUUGCGCAUAUUCCAACUUACAGUAAGAUUGAAAACUAUUUCCAUUGAUGGGAUAUUAGAAAAUUGUAGUGUUGACGAUAGGUAGGUAAGAGAAUGCAAAAAGCUGUGAUUAAUAUGAUUAAGACCAGUCAACAAGUUUUAAAACAUCGAAAAUGUUUUAUGUAAUUUAGAGUAAUUUUAAAUGUCUAGAUAUAAAAUUCAUUUUAGAUAUAAGAAAUCUCUCUGUGCCAAAAUAUGUACCUCAUAAAAUAAACCUUGAAGUAGCUAAAAUAAUUGACAAGAUUGUUUAUACACAUUUUUUUACAUAAUAUAAUGUCGUAUAUUAUGCAGGUUCAUAUUAUAAACACAGUUUGAUAAGUUUCUGUUGUUGACCUUGCAAGAUAAAAAAUACUUGCCCGCAUUCACUCGCUAUUCUGGAAUACUGAACUCUUUUAUCUAGUAGAUCGCCAACAUUAUAUUUCUAAGAAAAAUACAAACUGCCAAUAUUGUGAUAUUUCUUUGUAGUUAUAGACAGCGCACAAUUAGGAUUUUCUAAGCGUGCCAUUAAAAAGCAAUAGAACAGUCAGUUUUUAUUAAGUAAAAUAUUACAAAAUUUGUAAAGAAUUUUUUUGAAACUUUUUCUUUAAAAAAAAUUGAUUAAAUUGUUCUAUACUGUCCAACCCGCCACGGCUUAGCUCGAGCAGAAUUUUUAAAGCGAAAAUAUAAAUUCUCUUUAUUCCCUAUCCUGUGGGAAUCAUCGAGAAACCGGCCUUAUUCCUCCAUGUCCAUAUAAUAAAGAAAGCCUCUGUGCAAAAGGGUGUUGAUUAUUCAGUGAGUGAUAUCAGAACUUUUCUUUUUAUAUGAUGUAUUGAUUAACUACAUAAUAAUUAUUAUGUACUGGUCAAGUAAAUAAGAAAACAGCGGAUUAAAAAAGUAUUUUCGCGACGGUACCCACAGAAAAGAAUUUCAGAAUAAAAAUCAAGAUUUAAUGAAUUUUGGCAAAUUAUUUUGAUCUCAGCUUAAAUAUACUUAUUACUACUAAAAUAUAAAUAAGUAUAUAAAAUAUACUAAAACAGUUAUCAAAAGAAAAUAUGGAUACAUUUUUAUCGGUCUUCAUAUUGUCAUGUCACACAUCAUGAUAUGCCAUUUCUAUCGACUUAAGCAAUGUUUCGAAUAAACUUUAUUUAAAUGUGGGUGUGAAGUGUGAACUACCCGCAUUUUAAUAAUUUAUUCGAAACAGCCAUGCUCUCGUCCUGUAUUAAUUAAAUGUUUCAGAAUAAUAUUAAUUAUUUUAUAUCAUAUUGAAUAGGUAUGUUUAAAAUUAAAUGAGAUAUUUAUUGAAAAUAUUUUAUAAAUUAUAAUGUGUAUGCUUUUCACUCCUAUAUUCCAAUUAUAUACGUUUAUAUUGAUUUUUGCUAGGUAUAACGUAACGCGUUGUCAAUUAAAUUAUUACAUAUAAGAGAAUAAUAUUAUAUUACGUAAUGACAAUAUUCCAGUUAGCGGGCCAGUAUUUUUUCACACACAAUACUACAGUGAAAUCCGUCGGGCAUUAGUUACAUGUUGUAACAAAAACUCUUAUUUUAUUAGUAGAAUAUUAUACAAAAAUAUUUCAUUUGUAAUAAUAGUUCUUGUAAGCAAAGGCGCCGAUCCUACUGCCAGUGGUCUUAACCUGUACAUUAAACUUUACAUGUCACCAACGUUGCUAGAAUUUAAGCGCCCAAACACAAUAACGCCAGAGCAAAAUGGACCUGAAAGCCCUCAAUUCACUAUCAUCCUCUAGUUUAAUUUCGCAAAGUUUCCACUUGGAGUGCUGGCUGUAUGGACGAACUUUAGCUUUAUAGAAAGGCGGUGUAAGUUAAUUUUACUUUGACGCUCGAAUUCUAUCGUCGUUCUUGUACUAACUCUACUAGAGUUUAGAGUUUUGUAUCACACGUUCACUUUACUGUAUGCGAGGGCCUGGAUCU
This is a messenger RNA of Maniola jurtina (meadow brown), 5294 nucleotides long. RefSeq names its product zinc finger protein 768-like. NCBI's taxonomy places the organism in Eukaryota, Metazoa, Arthropoda, Insecta, Lepidoptera, Nymphalidae. Gene Ontology annotation, cellular component: nucleus. The record is from RefSeq and is a predicted model, not a curated record. Gene Ontology annotation, biological process: regulation of transcription by RNA polymerase II. The coding region runs from base 484 to 2889 and encodes 801 amino acids. The transcript is spliced from 7 exons. Gene Ontology annotation, molecular function: protein binding.